AUGGACACCCCGUCUUCUUCAGCAGCAGCUCUUAAACGCGAAAUCGCACGCCUUUCAGGUGCCAUCAACCGUCACAAAACCGGUGAACAAGUUUCACGCCCGCCAACAUACCCCCCAGCUCGUCCCAGAAACAACGUCUACAUCAACCCGAAUUACAAGCCCCCCAGCAAGACCUCAAAGCCAGCAUCAUCAACUGUUCGGCCGGUGUAUCAACAGCGCUCAGUCGCUCCCAGCACCGCGCAAAAGCGUGAUGUUGUGAUCAGUGGGGUCGCUUUCGAAUCUUCAGGUCGCUCGUUGGUGCGGAAGGACUUACCGAAACCAGCUCCAGCCAGUAUUAGCAAAACCCUCAUAUCUCAACCCACAAUAUCUCAUACUACCUUCACAAGAAACAAAGCAGGAACACUGGUGAACACCAACCGAUCUUACAAGUCGAAGGCUUCGCGGCGAGGACGCCCUACUGGCCGCAACAUGACAUUGGACAAUACCCGAAGGCCGUAUCAACCUCGUCGCUUGUCGAGCAAGCGUUCGAAGUAUUCCGACAAGCCAUGUCCCCGCUUCACAACAACAGGUGUCUGCAACCGCGGUCUCACCUGCAUGUAUCAGCAUGAUCCAGCCAAAAUUGCUAUCUGCUGGAAUUUCCUUCAAGGUUCAUGCCCUAACACUGCUGAGACUUGCCCCCUUUCACACGAGCCUACUCCGGAACGUACUCCGCUCUGUGUCCACUUUGCGAACAACGGUCGCUGUACCCGAUCGAACUGCCCUUUCCCUCAUGUCCGUGUUGGUCAGCGGCAUGGUGUUUGUCGCGACUUCGCAGUGUUAGGCUACUGUGAAAAGGGCUUGGAUUGCGACAAACAGCACGUUCGCGAGUGCCCCGACUUCGCGGAGAAGGGCACGUGCACGACGAAGGGAUGCAAGCUUCCUCAUGUGAUUCGCGCCAACCGCGCCCGCAAGAUUGCAGCUCAAACGUCGACUGGCUCUCCGGCGUCAACCCCAAGGGGUGCUUUAUCAGUGGCUGGCGCAGCUGAAGAGAGUGCUCUUCCCGUUUUCGCCGCUACUUCUGUCGAAUCUGGUGCAGGUGCUGACCUUUCCAUUUCUCCGCCGGUCACGGCAGAAGAUGCACAGCUUGGGGAUGAGUAUAUUUCGCUGACAUUCCAUGAAAGCGAGAGCGAUGAUGAUCACGAGGACAGUGACGACGAGGAUGAGGACGAGGAAGAAGAGGAAGAGGGUGAUAUACCCCACGAUCAAGCCGAGAGGAUAGAUUCUAAUAGCGAUGAUGUGAUGCCUUCAUAUUGGAUGCCUUCCCAGGAUUUGGAGACAGUCCGGACCAUAAGUUGGAGUGUGAAAGGAACUGCUGCGUCGGAAUAG
Messenger RNA from Sparassis crispa, 1365 nucleotides. RefSeq lists its product as hypothetical. NCBI's taxonomy places the organism in Eukaryota, Fungi, Basidiomycota, Agaricomycetes, Polyporales, Sparassidaceae. Bases 1 to 1365 code for a protein of 454 amino acids. Gene Ontology annotation, molecular function: metal ion binding. The record is from RefSeq and is a predicted model, not a curated record. The transcript is spliced from 6 exons. Gene Ontology annotation, cellular component: nucleus.